AAUUCUUUACUCUUUGAGCACUUCAUUCAAAUAUCACAUACUUAUUUAUCUUUUGCGAUAAUAAAAACAAUAAUAUUGUAUUAUUAAUAUUUAGGAAUUAUUUGUAAGUUUUAUUAUUUUACGCAUACAGCGUAUACAACACGACGUAUUUUUUGUUAGUGUACAACUAUAAAGAAAAAUGGGUUCUCGUUUCCAAGUCGUAGAACAGGGGCCGCCAAUUGAAGUUUUCCAAUUAAACAGGCUGUUUACUGAGGAUUCGCAUCAGAAUAAAGUGAAUUUGACUGUUGGCGCCUACAGAGAUGAGAAAGGGAAACCAUGGGUUCUUCCAGUGGUACGCAAAAUGGAGAAGCAACUGGCAGCUGAUGAUACGUUGCUGCAUGAGUAUUUGCCAGUCUUAGGUUUGGAGCAGUUCACCAAUGCGUCUGUGUCAAUGCUGCUCGGCGCGGACAACCCAGCAAUAGCGGCCGGACGCGCGUUCGGUGUUCAAGUCCUGUCCGGUACCGGCGGGCUGCGUGUCGGUGCCGAGUUCCUCAACAAACACCUGAAGUACACCACAUUCUACUAUUCCAGUCCCACGUGGGAGAAUCACCACUUAGUAUUUGUUAACUCCGGCUUCACGACGCCUCGCCAGUACCGCUACUGGGACGAGAAGGCGCGCGCCAUCGACUUCGACGGACUCAUCGAGGAUCUGAGCAACGCGCCGGAGAACUCCGUCAUACUGCUGCAUGCGUGUGCGCAUAACCCCACCGGCAUCGACCCCACACACGAGCAGUGGGAGAAGAUCGCCGAUGUUAUGGAGGAACGCAAGCUGUUCCCCUUCUUCGACAGUGCGUACCAAGGGUUCGCGUCGGGCGACCUGGACCGCGACGCAUGGGCGGUGCGUUACUUCGUGAAGCGCGGCUUCGAGCUCGUCUGCGCUCAAUCUUACGCCAAGAACUUUGGACUCUACAACGAGCGUGUGGGCAACCUAGCGGUGGUGGUGUCGGACGCGUCGCUGGUGGCGGCGCUGAAGUCGCAGCUGACGUGGAUCGUGCGCGGCAUGUACUCCAACCCGCCCGCGCACGGGGCGCGCGUCGUCGCUACAGUCCUCGGCGACAAGCAGCUCUUCGACCUGUGGAGGGAUCAUAUUAAACAGAUGUCGUCGAGAGUCAUUCAAAUGAGAGAAGCGUUAAGGGCGGAGCUGAUUAGAUUGGGCACGCCCGGCAGCUGGGACCACAUAGUGAAGCAGAUCGGCCUGUUCUCGUACACGGGGCUCACGCAGCGCCAGGUUGAGUACCUAGUGCAGGAGUACCACAUCUACCUGCUCAAGUCGGGCCGCAUCAAUGUAUGCGGCCUGAACCCCAGCAACAUACAGUACGUCGCGAGGGCCUUCCACGACGCGGUCACCAAGUUCCCGGGCGAUGAUGACGCGCGCGCCAAAUUAUGAUACAGCAACACUGCUAUGACGUGAUGGUACGUGAUGGUAUUAUGGUGGCGGUUGCUUGUUCUAUACCAAAGUAGCUGAACAAUUUUGACUCUUGUUGUAAUUGAAUAAGGU
Molecule: messenger RNA, 1537 nt
Organism: Galleria mellonella (greater wax moth)
Lineage: Eukaryota; Metazoa; Arthropoda; Insecta; Lepidoptera; Pyralidae
Gene: Got1
Product: aspartate aminotransferase, cytoplasmic
Exons: 10
Coding region: 179-1426 (415 amino acids)
Biological process (GO): L-aspartate biosynthetic process
Cellular component (GO): cytosol
Molecular function (GO): pyridoxal phosphate binding; L-aspartate:2-oxoglutarate transaminase activity
Source: RefSeq, a predicted model, not a curated record